AUGAUAUCAUUUAAACCUCGACAUGUAUUUCAGAUAUGGAUUCUGUAUUACUUGGAAUGCCCAUACCACACCGCAUCGCUGCGACCGACAAGCGUGGAUGUAUUCAACUGGACGGCAACCUACCGUCACGACUCCGAUAUCGUCGCCCCUUACGAAAAAUGGGUCUAUCACGAUCCCAUUAUCACUGAGAAAGAGCUUGAAAGAAAUUACGCGGCUAACAAGACUAAGAAAGUUGCCUGGUUCGUAUCCAACUGCCACGCACGUAACCGCCGCCUGCAGUACGCCCGCCAGCUUGCCAAGCACAUCCCCGUCGACAUCUACGGGGCCUGCGGCUCGCACCACUGUCCCCGCACGGACCCUAACUGCUUGGAAAUGCUCGACAAAGAGUACAAAUUCUACCUCGCCUUUGAAAACUCCAACUGUCGCGAUUAUAUAACGGAAAAGUUCUUUGUAAAUGGCUUACAACACGAUGUGCUGCCAAUAGUAAUGGGGGCACGGCCUUCAGAUUACGCGGCAGUCGCGCCGCACAAUUCCUAUGUACAUGUUGAAGAAUUUGCUAAUCCAGAAGAGUUGGCUUCAUAUCUACGUCGACUGGAUGAAGAUGACAGUCUUUACAAUUCGUAUUUCAAGUGGAAGGGCACUGGAGAAUUUAUAAACACAUAUUUCUUCUGCCGCGUCUGCGCAAUGGUUCACGCUAACGGGCGCAGACAGCGCAACGCACACUACACGGACGUGCAAGCGUGGUGGCGCGACGCGACGUGCACGCGCGGUGAUUGGCGCUCCACGGUACGCGACCCCCGUGAUAACGGCUAAUGUGACACUACCCUUAUGCGAUUCUAUCUUGAGUGAUUACCAAAGGUGGCAGUUGAAGUGAUAGCACAAAACAAACGACACAUCACACAAUAUUGUCUUUUUUUAUUGACAUGAAUAAGAAUAUAUAAUUAACAUCUUCGGUAAUUAUCCAAUGAUGUAUCUUCCGUAUAGUGCAGUCAGACGUACUAUGCUUAAAGCGCUAGCAACUGAGUAUUUUUUAAAAUCUUCUAGCACUAGAACUGAAUGUUGAAAAACCUAGGGAAGAGACAGCGGCGUCUCUGAUGUGUGCUUCGCUUGUCAUACAUAAUAUGACGCACUCAUGGCUCUGUCCUAAUGAUUUUUUUCAUCUAAAGAAGAAUAUAAUAAUAGUUCAAGCACAAACCAAAAACAACAGAGCCAUGAUAGCCCAUUAUUGUUAAAAUGGUGUAGUAUUCACGUCCAUUACAAUUAGAUAUACAAGUAUGUAUAUGUAUUAAAUCUAUUCAAAAUUAUUUUGAUGUGCAAUUUUAAAUAAAUUUGUGAAUAAUGUCAAUAUAUGCUUGUGUGUAUGAAUAUGAAUUUAGAAGGAUGUUAGUAGAAAUCAAUGAGGAAAGUGAUGAAUUAUCAUCACAAUACUAUACUUGAGGUAUUUUUUCAUUCUUUAUGCUGUAGGUAUACAUUAAACAAAAAAGAAAAAACUCAAAGACAAAACGUGUCAUUAGAUUGAAAUAUGAUUUUUGUCAGUAUCGUUUCUGUUUUACAAAAUUUAAUGACAUUAUUUUUCUCAUCAAAAAUCUGUAUUUUUAUAGUUGUUUUACUCAACAAGUGGGUAAUCUUUCUAAACUUCUUAAUAAUAAGAUAACUGUACAAUAGACUUAAUCAUCAUUUAACAUUAUUAUGAAUCACAAACAUCAAGAAAUAUAUUUAAUUGUUAUAUUAAAUGUUAUUAACACCCAAAAUGAGAAAUUAUGAAUCAAAUAUGGGUAAUAAGUGAAUUAGAAUAUAUUUUAUCCAAAGAACAUUGGAUGAUAAACAUUGUACUUAAUACGCAUUAUACAAGGUUUUUGCAUUUGUUAGUUUUAUUAUAAAAUAUUUUGUACUUAUUUUCUACAGUAUUUUUAAAAUACAUUAUUUUUAUUUAUUGUUGUUUGUUAUAUUGUAUGUUUGAAUUAAGUAUUAUUGUUGGAUGCAAAUAAAAUGCAUAAAUGUUAAUUGUACUGUAACAUUAGCCACAUUCCAUGUAUUAUUUACAGUUUAUUUUAUUUAUCAGUUCUUAUUUAUUUUAUAAAAAGCAUUUCCACCCUUAUUGAGUUACCAUUUGUAUCUAGAAAUAAGGUUUACAUUUGCAAACUAAGGUGUUGUCAGUAAUUGGUUAAAAAUGUUUGAUUUGUUUA
Molecule: messenger RNA, 2186 nt
Organism: Zerene cesonia (dogface butterfly)
Lineage: Eukaryota; Metazoa; Arthropoda; Insecta; Lepidoptera; Pieridae
Gene: FucTA
Product: glycoprotein 3-alpha-L-fucosyltransferase A
Exons: 4
Coding region: 1-813 (270 amino acids)
Cellular component (GO): membrane
Molecular function (GO): alpha-(1->3)-fucosyltransferase activity
Source: RefSeq, a predicted model, not a curated record